Molecule: messenger RNA, 2888 nt
Organism: Mya arenaria
Lineage: Eukaryota; Metazoa; Mollusca; Bivalvia; Myida; Myidae
Product: heat shock 70 kDa protein 12B-like
Exons: 6
Coding region: 134-1897 (587 amino acids)
Molecular function (GO): ATP binding; ATP-dependent protein folding chaperone
Source: RefSeq, a predicted model, not a curated record
AUUAUCAAGCAAAGCGGUAGAAACCCGCAUUAAUACAUGUUCCUGGUAUGGAAAUUGUUGAGCUUCCUCUUUCGAUUUAAAAGGUUUUAUCAGUAAAAUAUCGAAACCUACAUCUAAUUGUAAAUGUCUGAAAAUGGCAUCAAGAAAUGAUGAUUUUUUGCUGGUUGCGGCCAUUGACUUCGGGACAGCCUAUUCAGGUUAUGCCUUCUCUUCAAGAACAGACUUCAAAAGGGAUCCUCUCAAUGUGUCGGCGAACACAUGGACGGGGGCGACUCUCAUGUCCCACAAAACGACCACGUGUGUGCUCUUCGACAAGAAGAAGCAGUUUAAGGAGUUUGGGUUCGCGGCGGAGGACGAGUACGGAAACCUUGCGGAGGAGAAUGAUGAACACAGGAAUUACUACUUCUUCAGGCGCUUUAAGAUGAUGCUGUACAACAAAAUGACACUGAAGCGGCGAUUCAUGCUGGAAGACGAACUCGGAAAGAAGAUGCCGGCCAUGGACGUCUUCUCGGCCUGCAUCCGCUACCUUCGCGAACACCUGAUGAAGCGCGUGCAGCAGCAACUUCCGGAUGUGAAGGACGAUGAGAUUCGCUGGGUGCUCACUGUCCCGGCCAUCUGGAACGACGUCUCCAAACAGUUCAUGAGGGAAGCCGCGGAGCAGGCGGGUAUGGUCGGAGAUAGCCUGAUAAUGGCCCUGGAACCGGAAGCCGCCUCUCUGUGCUGCCGCUACCUGCCCAUGAACACCCUUAAAGGUUCAAGCCGGUUUAUGCCCUUCAGCCCGGAAACCAGAUACCUUGUAUUUGACGCUGGUGGCGGUACGGUAGACAUAACAGUACAUGAGGUGAAGGCGAGCGGGUCUCUGAAGGAGCUGUACAAGGCGAACGGGGGCAACUGGGGAGGCACAUACAUCGACAAGGCCUUCCAUGAGCUGCUCGCUGACAUUGUCGGUAACGACGUGAUGGCCGACUUCUCCGAGAAUAAGAUGAUGGAUUACAUCGACCUGUUCCGCGAGUUCGAGGUUAAGAAGAGAAGCUUCAGCAACCAGAUGUCAGAGAAAAUUACAAUCAAGGUCCCCAUUGCGCUCAACGAAAUGUUUAAAGAGAAAACAGGGAAGAAUAUCAAAGAUCAUGUAAACAGUUUGCCGCGCUACAAGGACAAACUGCAAUGGGUUGGGGAUAAAAUAAGAAUGGAGGCGAGCAUUGCAAAGGGGCUUUUCAACGACGCAUGCCAGUCAGCAGCGCAGCAUCUCAAAUCACUCUUCUCGCUGCCGGAAGUGAAAAGCGUCGACACAGUUCUAAUGGUCGGCGGUUUCUCUGAGUCGCCAAUCCUGCAAGACCUUAUACGGAAAGCUGUUGAAAGUUUGCCUGGUAAAAUGAAGCUGAUUGUUCCAAAGGAUCCCGGACUGGCGGUACUGAAAGGCGCCGUCAUAUAUGGCCACGAUCCUUCUGUUAUUGAGGAGCGGAAAUGCAGGUACACAUACGGCGUCCGUACUUCUUAUCCUUUCAAAAAGGGCGUGCAUCCGGAAUCAAAGAAAGUCGUCAGCAGCAAUGGCGAAGAAUUUUGCGGGGGAAUGUUUGAUAGUCAUGUGAAAAUCGGCCAAGAGGUCGUCCGCGGGGAGAGUCAAGCAACUCGCUCGUACAAGCCAAUAAAGGAUACACAAACUGAAAUUGAAUUCCAGUUUUUCGCCUCAACGGAUCCGGAACCGACGUUCACUAGCGAUCCCAACUGUACGGAUAUUGGAAAGCUUACUAUUGAUGUGCCCGGGUCGGGUCUCGACCGCUCAGUCAGCAUCAAAAUGAUCUUCGGAGACACAGAGAUGCAUGUUGAAGCUGUCUCUAAGGAUGAGAAAUCAAACAAAUCAAGCAAAGCAAAGGCGGCUUUGCAUUUCCUCGGCUAAUAGAUCCAAUCUUGGCUUUUGUUUCACUUUUGUUGUAAAAAUCAAAUAGAGGAAUUGUAAAACAAGUAAACAGAAGAACAGUGACCUAGAGAUGAUGUUAACACAGGCAGUGGUUGCUCACUGAAAAUCUUUUCUCAUUAAGAUUGUUUAAUUCACUAAUUCUAUCGUACGUGUAUACCGAUAGUCCCUGUUUGUAUAUAAACAUUUUUUUCGCUUGGGUAUUUUUUUAUUUGAUAUAUUUUUUUAUCAUGUUUUGGACCAUGUGUGCACAUUAUAAUCGGUUACUUGUAUAUGUUUAAUUCUAUGUACUAGAGUUGUUAGUGCUGCGUUUUGAACCGGGAGGCUGUAUUCGGCUCGAGUAUUUUGCAGAUUCCGAUUUUAAGAGGCGCGAGCCGAUUUAAAUCAAAAUCUGCAACAAUUAUCCUGACCACCAGAGUGGUUGAUGCAGAGACUUUUUACACACACACAUAUAAUAGAUAAUCAUGAAUUAUAAAAGACUGCAGCAAGGGUAGAAAUGCUCCGUCAUGAUCAAGUUACAUAUUGAGCGUAGUCGAUACAUCAAUAUAACAAGACCUAAUAGACUGAAAGUGAAUAACACUUUUUAUUGAUAUGCAAAAAUUAUUCCGACUGACUUAAGAGCCAAAUAUAUAUAUAUAUAUAAAUAUAUAUAUAUAAGACCGAUGUAUUUUAACACAUGGCCAAAAGCAAAGAAAUGUCAAUAAUAAUCUGAAAACUCCAAAGACCAACUGGCAACUCUGAAUUUAACUUGUCAAAAUGUAUGUGUCAUGCAAACGCCUGAAUUUGCUAAUAGUUGUGUUCGGGCGUUUAUCCAUAGUUAUGAAUAUUAGUUUGCUCUCUUGUAAAACUGUUCGAUCUUGCCUAGGACCUAUAGGUCAGUGAUACUGCUUAAACGUAUGCAUUUGCAAUAGUUGUCUUUGCUCUAAAGCAUGUUUAAAUGUUUUAUGCAAUAAACUGAGUUGUGUUGAGUUGA